Suillus plorans is the source of this 1515-nucleotide messenger RNA. RefSeq lists its product as uncharacterized. The coding region runs from base 1 to 1515 and encodes 504 amino acids. The record is from RefSeq and is a predicted model, not a curated record. The transcript is spliced from 14 exons. NCBI's taxonomy places the organism in Eukaryota, Fungi, Basidiomycota, Agaricomycetes, Boletales, Suillaceae.
AUGUCUUUAGCAGCCAACAUCGAACUCCAUGGCACAGCAGGCCUGGAACACAAGUACUAUAUUUAUGAUGUGCUGAAUGACUCGGUACUUCCCUCCUGCGGCGAGCCAGCGACAAAUGUGGACUUUGUUGGCUAUCUCUCGAUGGGGUUGCUGCCAACGGUGUAUCCUCUUUAUUGUCUGACGGAGAGCAAUUAUCCUCUCAGACAACAGCUGUGCCUUACAGCUUACAUUUGUACUCCCGUGCUGCACGCCUCACUAUUCUUGAGCCCCCACAGUGAUAUUCUGUGCUACAUUCUGAUACUCGACUUCUCUGCUCCACCAUUAAAUUUGCCUUUCCUGAUGGUUGUAACCUGCAAGAAUGGUAUGCAUGGUCUGUAUCACCAUGUCGAUGUGGCGAACCCUGGUAGUUGCACUGUCAUCCAUAUUGCACGGUACCCUACAGGUUACUAUAAGAAGCCCAUUCCUGAGAGCGAGAUAUUGAAACUUGCUUCGGCAUGGUUCUUGCAAUUUUUCUACGAUGUGAGGCGCAUGCUGGGCUACACCCUUGAUGACUCUCAUGCAGGCCUUGGCCUCAGUGAUGGCAUGUUCAGUGACACUCUGACGGACAAAAUAUUGGACGGCCUUCAGAUGUUCCUAAGACCACACACAAACAUCCUCCCACUUGCUCUCACCAAGGAGGCCGUGUACCAUGUUAUAUUCCGUACCACAAACACAUGCGGUGUUCGAUUGACCAUUGCUGACCUCGAACCUGCAAUGUUUAGGCAUGCUCAACAUCUCCCAUGGGAGACAGCAGCAUUCAUCGCGUUGUCUACAGAGGGCCAUGACACUCUUCCAGAAUCCCUCCUCAUCACAGCUUCUGUGGUGUUUGGAUUGGUCAAUGCCCAUGAUCUUAUGGCUCUCAUAGACAUGUACCUUAAAGAGGUCACAAUGCACAUGCAGCUCCAGCAAGAAGAGGGGAAUUGCAUGAUAUUCCUUUUGCGACAAGGGCGGUGUUUGAUGCAGGAUAGAAUGUAUAGAGCUCAAGUGGAAGUUUCCUUGUUCAGUAAUGCUAUUGCCAACUUGUGCGAAGAGCUGGAAACUAGAAAUUACCCAAUUGGUCGACAGAAGCCGGCUAUAGUUGAUGUUAAGUAUGUUGGAGCACGCACAGUGCAUAGCUCGGUCGAUAUUGAUUACUUCCAACCUACACAAGCCACCCAAGACAAAUGCAAUGCAUGGCUUCUCACAUUAUCAUCACAUGUUCAAGGCAUCAUGCAGAGCUUCAAGGCAAAGGAGCACAAAACUGUAGAUGUACUCAAGUCCGAUGUCCGUAUUCUAGAUCUAAAGAAGCGGCGAGCACAGGCCAAAGUGGACAUGGUUUUGGAAGCCAUGGAACGCCUGUCUGAGUUUGAGGGCACAUCAGACGGCAAAUGCUCUGAAGUUGUAACGUUCGACACGCAUUUACCUGACAACUAUCUCGAUGAUUUUGCUUCAGCCCCAUCCUUGUUCUUCUCUUCCAACAAUUCUGUACUCCUGUGA